Molecule: messenger RNA, 1686 nt
Organism: Adineta ricciae
Lineage: Eukaryota; Metazoa; Rotifera; Eurotatoria; Adinetida; Adinetidae
Source: the annotation of a GenBank genome assembly
AUGCAGCAUCUAUCAUCGACCGAUUUAAAUGAUUGCAUUGAUUAUUCAUCAUUUGAUGAAUCGAUCAAUCUCGAAGAAUUUAUUUCAAAUAAAAAUGAUAAUCAGUUAACAUUAACAAAAUUAUUUGCAUUGCUACGAACAUGGAAUAAAACUGUACAUAAUCACUUUGUGAAACUUAUUCUCUCAAUCUUAGACCGCGAAAUCAAUAUCAAUGAAUACGAUGUAGUGACUGGUAUGAGUUUACUUCAUUUCACAUGUAAAUUCGGAGCAAGACAACUUGGAUAUGAAAAAGAAGCAGUGCAAAUUAUGAAUGCUUUGAUUAAGAAAGGUAUUAAUCUUUCGGCAACAUGUCUGUGGAUGCAAAUGAAUUGUUUUCAUUAUUGUGCUUUUUUUGACUCGUCAUCGAUUUGUGAACUUCUCUUGAAACAACCUGAUGUUCUUCCAUUGUUAAAUCAAACUUGUUCUUCCUUUAAAAAUGAUACUCCAUUACAUCUAGCAUGUGCAACUUUAUCUGUGCCUACGGCACAAAUGUUAGUACGAGCAGGAGCCAAUCGACAGAUACGGGAUGAUCAAAAGCGGGUUGCUGCUGAUUGUAUUCCAACGGUGAAUACGGAAGAACAACAGCAACUGGUAAACGCUUUGCGAAUGCUAUUCGAUGAUCCAAUGUCUGAACAACAACAAACAGUUUUACUUGACUCAACUAUAAGUUCAGAUCAUCAAAAACCAACACAGUUUCAGAUAGGCGAACGCGUUCGUCUUACUAAUAGCAAAAUUGGAACAAUAAAAUACUUUGGCGCUGUUCCUUUCGGUGUUAAUCUUUGGUAUGGCAUUGAACUUGAUGAACCGACUGGGAAACAUGAUGGAUGCGUUGGUGGAACACGAUAUUUUACUUGUCCUGCGAACAAAGGUCUUUUCGUACAACCAUCAUUUUUACGAAAACUGACGCCAGUUGAACAUUCUCCUGAACGUGAACGUAAAUUUCGACCGAUCAAUUUUCCAUUACCUGAUACCAGCAGUGUUUCGAGUCGUGUUGAUACUGGUUUACGACGCGAUAGUUCAUCAGACAGUCGAACUACGGAAGUCUAUCAAGUCAAUGAUCGUGUCUCACUUUCAAAGAAUCGAAGUGGGACAGUUCGAUAUGCUGGACCAACAUUGUUAGGCUCAGGUAUUUGGUAUGGAAUUGAAUUGGAUACAUCCGAUGGUUUACAUGAUGGAUGUUUAAAUAUCGAAGGACAACGAUAUUUUCAAUGUAAAUCUCAGCAUGGCAUAUUCGUACGAGGUCAAACUUUAAGAAUGUUGAAGGAUAAUGAACAACGAACAAAUUCAAUGGCAAAUUCCUUUGAAGUCUCAUCGAAACAUAAUUCACGAAUGACAAACUCAGAUUACGAUACACUCACCAUGGCUUCAAGUAUAGCUGAUGCUGACCCCUUAAGUAAAUCCAUCGAUGCGAGUAUUCUCAGUAUGUCAUUCCAGAUAGGUGAUAAAGUUUAUUGUCACAAUCAUCCAGCCAUUGUUCGUUUUAUUGGCACUACAUUGUUCUCGGAAGGUAUCUGGAUUGGUAUCGAGUUUAUCUCGCGUGCGCUUGGUAAGAACGAUGGUUCGGUCAAUGGUCGCAACUAUUUUCAAUGUAAACCGAAUCAUGGUUUAUUCGUUCGACCUAAUCGUUUGACAUUGACAAAAAAAUAA